Messenger RNA from Brugia malayi, 105 nucleotides. RefSeq lists its product as uncharacterized. Lineage: Eukaryota; Metazoa; Nematoda; Chromadorea; Rhabditida; Onchocercidae. The coding region runs from base 1 to 105 and encodes 34 amino acids. The record is from RefSeq and is a predicted model, not a curated record. The transcript has 2 exons.
AUGAUUAUCCCGUGGUGUCGCGUUGCAAACAUAUUCAUACUGACUUGGCUGUAUGCGGUGGUUGGGUUAAAGAAGGAACAGAAGACGUCGAGAAAGUGUUUGUGA